AUGUUUACGCCACGACCCGGCACAUCAAACACACUGGUUACCGUACCUUCAAACACCGCCCGGGCUGAAGCUCCGGUACUCGUCUGUAUAUCAAUGCCAUCAUUAUCUUCUAUUACCUGUGCAACGGGGUGUUUGUGCGGACCAAAGUACCCGGUGAUCACACCACGCUCUACCGGCCAGGGCAGCCGGCCCCUGUUGGCUUCAAAGGAAUUGGAAAGCGCCUGCGCAUCCGGCGUCAGGAAGAUCUCCCUGGGUGUUGCUUUUGGUUUUACAGGUGCUGUAUUACUGGCGAUGGGCGCAUUACUACCGGUAGCAGGCCUUGUAUUGGGAGAUGUGGAUGGCGUGCUGCCUGUGGCAGGAUUCGUAUUGGUUGGCGUACCGGAUGCACCACGUGUACCGGAGCCCGUGUUUACAGAAACCCCCACUCUUUAUUAUCUUACCAACAUCAUUGUACUUCUCACAGUAAUAAAAGACAUGAGCACACUUAGUCAGAAAGCUGAAAAACUGGUAGCAUCCGAGAUUGUCCGUCUGGGCAAUACGAUUAGCGAGCGGAUUCGUGGCGGAGCCAAAAUUUAUAAUUAUACGAUCGGAGAUGUAGACCCUAAAAUAUUCCCUAUUCCCGAUGCCUAUAAAGCGGCCAUCAUAGAUGCCUAUCAACACAAUUACACCAACUAUCCUUCUGCAGAAGGCAUUGUGGAGCUGAGACAAUCAGUAGCUCAUUUCGUAAAAAAACAUCAGGGACUGGAUUAUGCAUUGAAUGAAAUACAAAUCGCUUCCGGUGGCCGCCCCCUGAUCUAUUCUUUAUUUGCCACCCUGGUAAACGCCGGCGAUAAGAUCAUUUAUGCCGUCCCCAGCUGGAACAACAAUCAUUAUGUGAACAUCAACAUGGGGGAGCAUUGUGUGAUUGAAGCACUCCCUGAAAAUAAUUUUAUGCCUUCAGCGGCAGAUAUAGCACCGCACCUGGAUGGCGCAGUACUGUUAUGUCUCUGUACACCGCAAAACCCUACCGGUACUACCCUUACCCGGGAAGCGCUGGAAGAAAUCUGCGACCUGGUACUGGAAGAAAAUAAAAAGAGAGCCGAAAACGGACAACGUAAGCUAUAUGUGAUGUACGACCAGAUCUACUCCCUGCUUACUUACGGUGCCACCCAACAUCAUAACCCG
Ostertagia ostertagi is the source of this 1164-nucleotide messenger RNA. NCBI's taxonomy places the organism in Eukaryota, Metazoa, Nematoda, Chromadorea, Rhabditida, Trichostrongylidae. The record is from the annotation of a GenBank genome assembly.